CUUUUUUCUCUGAAAUUCGUGGAAGCCAUUUUAUUAGCACCCACAGAAAUUUUUAUAGUAAUUAUUUAAUUAUUUAUUAAUUUCUGAGCUCAAAAUGAGUAGUAAUAGAAACGAUUGUCGAAUUUAUGUAGGAAACCUUCCACCUGAUAUAAGAACGAAGGAUAUCCAAGAUCUGUUCUAUAAAUUCGGUAAAGUUAGCUUUGUUGAUUUAAAAAACAGGAGAGGUCCUCCCUUUGCUUUCGUUGAAUUUGAAGACCCAAGAGACGCAGACGACGCUGUUCAUGCCAGAGAUGGAUAUGACUAUGACGGUUACAGACUCAGGGUAGAAUUCCCAAGAGGUGGCGGACAUGGAGGUUUUCGAGGGGGAAGAGGAGGUGGAGGAGAUCGUGGGAGGAAUUCCAGAGGUCCUCCAGCUAGAAGAUCUCAAUUUCGUGUUCUCGUCACUGGCCUUCCGCCAUCUGGAUCUUGGCAGGACUUGAAGGAUCAUAUGAGAGAGGCAGGUGAUGUGUGCUUCGCAGAUUCGUUCAAAGAUGGAUCAGGUGUUGUCGAGUUCUUGAGAUACGAGGAUAUGAAAUAUGCAAUUAAAAAAUUAGAUGAUUCAAGAUUCAGAUCACAUGAGGGUGAGGUUUCAUACAUAAGGGUAAAAGAAGACAAGGGUGGAAGUGAGAGGAGAUCUGGUGCAAGGUCACGUAGCCGUUCUUAUUCACCAAAACGGCGUGGAUCCCCAACAUAUUCACCAGUGAAACGUAGCUACUCAAGAAGCAGGUCUCGUUCAUGAAUGAAAUUAUUUCAUUUAGUAUUUACACCAGGAUUUUAUCAGAUUGCUGUGUAUGUAUUUUUAUGUUACAUGUGUGAAAAAAUAAGUUAUGUCAAUGAAAUUGUUUCUACAUUAGAAUUGCCAAAAUCUUUUUGAUUUCGAUUGUCUUCUGACACAUUCCAUGUAUCAAAUUAUUUUUUUUUCGAUUAUAUAACUAAUGAAUUUUUUCUGCCAUUAUGAGAAUCGGAAAAGGAGGAUGGUCAUAAAAUAGGACACAUAAUAAAUAUCACUGAAAAUAA
Messenger RNA from Coccinella septempunctata (seven-spotted ladybird), 1056 nucleotides. Its product is annotated as serine/arginine-rich splicing factor 1A-like. The transcript is spliced from 4 exons. Lineage: Eukaryota; Metazoa; Arthropoda; Insecta; Coleoptera; Coccinellidae. Gene Ontology annotation, cellular component: nucleus; cytoplasm; ribonucleoprotein complex. Gene Ontology annotation, molecular function: mRNA binding. Bases 95 to 778 code for a protein of 227 amino acids. The record is from RefSeq and is a predicted model, not a curated record.